AUGGGAGCACAGAUGGCUGAAGGAAGGAAGAGAAAGUGGAAGAACGUGGGUUCUUCGAGUGCUGGGAACUCAUUCGGGAGUAGACCUAAUCAGAGUGAGAGGGUUUCACAUCCAGUGGCUAGUUACCCCGGACAGGAGAGGAGAAGUGAAGGUCCAGCUCCUAUUUUCCCACAUUGUGGGAAUCAGCACAUGGGUGUUUGCAGGAGGGUGACUGGUGGGUGUUUCCGAUGUCGAGACACCAACCACUUUCUCCGAGAUUCUCCCCAUAUGUCAAGGUCCAGGCCUGUUGGAUCCCAGACUACAAUUCAAGGGUACAAAAGGACUGUAGGUCCAGUGAGUGGAUCAGGAAGAAGUGGUAAUAAUCGUGGCAAAAGUCAGGGUUGA
Molecule: messenger RNA, 384 nt
Organism: Linum trigynum
Lineage: Eukaryota; Viridiplantae; Streptophyta; Magnoliopsida; Malpighiales; Linaceae
Source: the annotation of a GenBank genome assembly